Molecule: messenger RNA, 1855 nt
Organism: Oreochromis aureus
Lineage: Eukaryota; Metazoa; Chordata; Actinopteri; Cichliformes; Cichlidae
Product: ubiquitin-like
Exons: 2
Coding region: 61-468 (135 amino acids)
Biological process (GO): modification-dependent protein catabolic process; protein ubiquitination
Cellular component (GO): cytoplasm; nucleus
Molecular function (GO): protein tag activity; ubiquitin protein ligase binding
Source: RefSeq, a predicted model, not a curated record
AAGAAGCAGAAGAAGAUUCGUUUCCGUAUCAGCUUAGGGUCGGAAAGUAUCGAUCCAAAAAUGUUGGUCAUAGUGAAAACGCUCACUGGAAAGGACUUGAAUAUCGAAGUUGAGCCAUCUGAUACAAUUGAGAAUUUAAAAUAUAAAAUCCAAGACAAAGAGGGCAUUCCUCCAGAGCAACAGCGGCUUCUUUUUGGAAAGCAGCUGGAGGAUGGAUGCACUCUCACAGAUUAUGGAAUUCAAAAUGGGGCCCUCAUAUACAUGGUUAUAAGGCUUAGAGGGGGAGGGCAACUUGAACAAAAUAUUGAGGAAAGUAUUGAAAUUGAAGUUCCUUAUUCUAAGGAAGACUUCAGCGAGGAAGACUUCAGCGAGGAAGACUCCAGCGGGGAAGACUUCAGCGAGGAAGACGAUGGCAAACGAAGCAAGAAUCCCAAAAAGCGAAGUAUGGAAAAUCUAGCUGACAUGUAAAUCCUUUGAAAAACACCAAAGAUCAACAUGUCAGUGGCCCAAGCACCCAGUGACUUCUGAGCAAACUGGGAAGUCCCCCCAGCCAAAUCAGAGAGAUUAUCUGCAAGAUCCACUGAAGCUUACUCAGCUGUGAUGGGAGGAAAGCUUUCAAAGCCAGAGAGCUGAGAGAAUGUUUUCUACUCACCCCAAGGAACUGAAGAUGAUGAUGCAUUAAUGCCCCAUUUCAACAGAUUUGGUCUUUGUCAUUUAUUAUGAUCAGUAGUUUUUAUAAAUCUGCCACAACUGAUUCAGCCAGGCAGAUGACACACAUUCAAUAUCAGUGGCACUCAAACUCUCUAAACACCACAUGGACACUACUUCAAAUAAUGACAUCAUGUUAAGUCAGUAAAUGAUUCAGCGAAAUGGAAAUGUCCUUGGGUUACUGACAGUUUCUUGAAUUUUGAAUUUGUUGAACUUUUCAGAGAUAAAAAUUACUACUAUAAACUUUAUUUUUGUAUAAACAGUCUGUUCUCAAGGAGAUAAUAAUCAGUAGAUUUUGGAUGGAUACCAAAAAAUCUGUUACAUUUGAAGCGUUGUUAGUUUGAGGAUGAGCUCAACAAACUGAAGUGAAUAUUAACCAGCACAUUUCAUUGUCUUUGCUCUAUUUAAAGGAGCAUGUUUGUUAUAUUGUUAUGACCCUAGCAGGGCCGCCUCCUGAGGUUGCCCUUGGGUGGCUGUGUCCUCCUGUCUCUCCUGCCUUGGGUGCCACCUUUUUUUUUCUUUUUUUUUGUACAGCUGACUCCCAUGAGCAAUUAGAAGAGAGCCAUGUUAGUGGUUGCAGCUAGUGAGCUGUGUUUUGUGAUUGUUCGGAGAAGAGAAGUGUGUUUGGUGAUUAUUAACUUGCUUUCCGGUUUACUGACCGAUGUCUGAGUUUUGGUUUGUUUCUUCAAAUGGUGAUAGCGGCUUAUCAGUCUCUUUAAGUUGAGUUAUUAAUAGAAGCUUUAAAACUCUUUUAUUUAAAUUUUGCCUCCCUGCACUUUCUGUUUUAAAAGUAAAAUGUUUGUGUCUUUUUUGUUUGUGCUUUCUGUUGUUUUUGUUUUCCUUGCAUUUUGUACCUUGGGGCCACUGUGUAGUUUGAGAAAGAGAAUCCAAGAGAGACUGACUUUUUCAAAAAAAAAGUUUGUAAUGGUCCACUGUUUUGAUAAAAAACUGCUGUAUACAGAAUGUUAGAGUAGCAUUUUGUAACAUAAAAUUGCAACCAGUUUGAGAUUUUGCAGUUUUUAACUGUGUCCACAAAUAUCACUUAGACUCUUAUAGGGCUGUUCGAUAUAACGAUAUAUAUCGGAUGACGAUAUAAAAACGUCUAUCGUUUCAUUUUACGCUAUCGUUUGUUUCGUGGUGUCGCAAA